Meloidogyne enterolobii is the source of this 437-nucleotide messenger RNA. NCBI's taxonomy places the organism in Eukaryota, Metazoa, Nematoda, Chromadorea, Rhabditida, Meloidogynidae. The record is from the annotation of a GenBank genome assembly.
AUGAUUUCUGAAGAUUCAUUUAUUCGUGAUGGUGAUUACUCUAUUCUUCAAAAAGUUGGAGGUGAACAACUUCGACCUUGUCGUCUUUUAAGUGGACAGCGUGCACUUAUUGAAAAGCUUAGUUUUGACCCGAAAAUUGCUUUUGGAAAGCCGUUUGGAAUUUUUGAGGUUUGCUCUAAUGGCAAAACAUCGACUGAUUUGAGCCAAAACGAAUCUUCCAGUGACAUUCAUCAAAUUGAACAUUGUGAAUCAAAACUACAACAAAAUGAUAAUUUUAUUUUAGAUUCUUCUGUAAAUGGUUUUGUUUUAGUUUUAUAGUCUUCCAUGGCCUUUUAAGUCUUUACAAUGGUAAAAGAUGGGGAGGGGAUAGGAUACCUGAACUCACAGGACCACAAUUUUUCUUGUUUUGUAGAGGGUUUUUGCUUCACAAAAAUUCA